UAACCAGCGGCGGGGUUGGCUUCCACUCCCUUCACCUCGAGAAGCACUUCCGGUGCGCGCUGGGCAACCGCGUCCGUGUGGUGCCGCGGCGCGGGGCGCUGGGUUCCGCGCGGCGCGGGGGCAGCGCCAUGGCGGCGGUGUGGUGCGGCUGGGGAGGCGCCUUCCUGCUCUUGCUGUCGCUGUGCCCGCAGCCGCCUCCCGCCUGGGCCCGCAGCCUCCGCUUCGUGACGAUGGUGUACCGGCACGGGGACCGGUCGCCCAUCAAGGCCUUCCCGCGGGAUCCCUUCCAGGAGCGCGCGUGGCCCCAGGGCUUCGGGCAGCUCACGCAGGUGGGGAUGCGGCAGCAGUGGGAGCUGGGCCAGGCCCUGCGGCGGCGCUACCGCGGCUUCCUGAGCGAAGAGUACCGGCGGCAGGAGAUCUUCAUCCGCAGCACAGACUAUGACCGCACGUUGAUGAGCGCGGAGGCCAAUCUGGCAGGCCUGUAUCCCCCAGACGGACAUGAGAUGUUCAACCCGAACAUCUCCUGGCAGCCUAUCCCCGUGCACACAGUGCCUGAGUCCGAGGAAAGGCUACUGAAGUUUCCUUUGCCCUCCUGUCCGCGGUAUGAACAGCUACAGAAUGAAACGCAGCACUCAGCAGAAUAUAUAAAUAAGACCAAAGAGAAUUGGCAAUUCCUGCAGAUGGUGGCAAAUGAGACUGGGAUCCGGGACAUCUCUCUCAACUCUGUUUGGAGUGUGUAUGACACACUGUUCUGUGAACAAGUGCACAAAAUGGAUUUGCCUGUAUGGGUGACACCAGAUGUCAUGACUCAGUUGAAGGAACUAAAAGACUUUGGUUUUGAAUUCCUCUUUGGGAUCCACAGUCGGGUAGAAAAAGCUCGUCUGCAAGGAGGGGUCCUGCUGGAUCACAUAAGGAAAAACCUCACUAAAGCAGCAAGUAUUUCUGCCCACCAGAACCUGAAAAUACUUGCCUAUUCAGCGCAUGACACCACACUUGUGGCACUGCAGAUGGCUCUAGAUGUCUACAACAAGAUUCAAGCACCAUACGCCUCAUGUCAUUUAUUUGAGCUCUACCAAGAGGAUGAUGGUAACUUCACUGUGGAGAUGUUUUUCCGGAAUGAGAGUGGGAAGGAACCUUUCCCACUGACAAUCCCUGGCUGUCAGCAUAAAUGCCCACUGCAAAGAUUCUUGGAACUCACAGAUCCUGUUGUGCCUCAGGACUGGGAGCAAGAAUGCCAGGUAGCAAGCAGCAUGCACGACACAGAACUGUUCGUGGGUCUGGCUGUGUGUGGAUCCAUUCUUCUUCUCCUUAUAAUUCUCCUCUUGACUGUACUGUUUCGCGUAAAAUCUCAGCCUGCCGGCUACCGGCAUGUUUCCGAUGAGGGAGAAGAGCAGGCCUGACAGUUGCUUCAACUCCUUCCCAGACAGUAGGUGGGAGCAGUGUUGCGCCUAAGGAUGAUUUGGCACCUUCAGUUACUGAGCAUUCUUCUGCUUUGACCAUUGCUUCUCAGAAUGAAGCUGGUACUUGAUUUUUGGAUGCUUUCUAAAGGUGAUCUCCUAGAGAGAGAGGACUGAGCUACUCUAACAGAAAUAACACCUUUUCUGAAACCAGUAUACUGUGUCGUGCCCCCAGUCCUCCUACAUCUUCCCUAGUCUGGGACUCCUAACAUGGCCAGUUAGAGCUGGUCAAGUUUUCCUCCUUUCAAGUGACUGUAAAUGUUACCACUCACCGUGACUGUGGCAGAGGGGCUUGGGCCUCCAGCAGCUUCCACAAUCGGUGCAGUCAGGAGUUUAAUCUCUCUUCAGGGUGAAUCUGCUGUGAGUGCUUAUCUCUCAAGCUGUUGGGCUGAUGAUGGUGGGAAGGCCGGGCUUGGAGCAGAGGGUGCAGCUCAUCAACAACACACUGAGACUCAUCAGCUGCCCAUGCCGAGGGACCUGCUGCAGAUGAUGGCAAACACUGGGAAGUGUUUCUUGAGGUUGCUGCUGGCAACUCUUUUUUUUCCUCUCCUUACAUUGUGGCUCAAGAGAGAACUGGCCUGGAAUCAGGACAAGAUUGAAGACCUGGCAGUAGUUCCUAGGAUUCAGCUCAGAGCCGGUUACGUAUGAUCCAAAGUGGCUCUUAGGAGCUUCAUCAGAGAUGGAAUUUGUGUGACCAUAGCAAACCUACACCCAAUUUCUUGUGCAGUGUUGGCUGGAGAAAGGGGAGUCCCCACACAUAAGGAACUUGGGCCCUGUGUAAAGAUUCAGCCUUUGAGUUUUAAUUCCCCCCCUCUGAACUUCAAGUACCAGUUACAGGGAGUAUCUGGUACUGCUGGCAGUCCAGGUUUCAGCUAUGAGACCAAGGAAUAUGCUGUACUUGCAGAAUGUUUUUAUGCUGUAAAGAAACAUAGCAGACCUAAGACUAGAUUAAAUGCCACAUUCUGUAGUUUUUCUUCCUAUAAUUUUCCCUAUUAGAUGGACAGCAACAAAAAAAAAGACUCAGUAAGGAUCAGAGUUUGCAGGUGACUCUGAAUCCCUUUAUUUGCCACGCUUUGGCAUUUUGUCCAAAGUGUGAUUCCUUCUCCAGACUGGCCUCUCUGUGCAUGCUGCAGUGGCUGCAGGGAACUUGAUGCCAAGUGCUCACCACCUGCCUUGUAGCUAUUGGCAGAAAAUGAAACUGCAGCAGGCACCAGAAGCACAGUCUCUUCACACGUUGAUGCUGCACAUUCACUUCCCACUUCUAUUUCCCUUUCUGGUGCAGUUCCCUUCCUCUCUUGGCGGCAGAAGUCAGUUCCUAGGUUACAGACAUCUCCUUUUCUUCCCCUGUGGAGUACUGUGGGGACUUUUCCCUGCACUGUAAUUGGCAUCUGCCAGCAUGGGAACGCUGAAUCAGCAGAAGCAGCUUGCUGUUCUCAGCAUCUUCAUCACCUUUUUGUCCUCUGAAGAUACAGUCUAGGUCCCCUGCACAGCAAGAAAAUCACAGAGGAAAAGCUACGACCUGUGAAAAAUGGGCACAAGAAAGAGGUGAUAGAAAGUGCAUUUAGGAGGACCAGACCCAUUAUUUUUAAAGACAGCAAAUUUUGCACACACAGAGGAAAGGUUUCUAUGAUGAUUUAGAAAUUUUAACUGUGAAUGACUUUCUGUAAUUGUUCCAAUACAUUUCCUUUUCA
This is a messenger RNA of Cuculus canorus (common cuckoo), 3148 nucleotides long. RefSeq names its product acid phosphatase 2, lysosomal (gene ACP2). The coding region runs from base 129 to 1400 and encodes 423 amino acids. Gene Ontology annotation, molecular function: acid phosphatase activity. Lineage: Eukaryota; Metazoa; Chordata; Aves; Cuculiformes; Cuculidae. The record is from RefSeq and is a predicted model, not a curated record. The transcript has 11 exons. Gene Ontology annotation, biological process: dephosphorylation; lysosome organization. Gene Ontology annotation, cellular component: lysosome.